AUGGAUCUGGAGUACCGCGGGGUUCUUGCGCCGAAUGGGUUGGCUACACAUGCCUCACUCUUAACGCCUCCGGCCACCACCAGCGACCUUCGGAACAAUCUUAGGCUUCCUCGGCCCAUGACAGCUUUCGAUUUCUCCCCAAGAGCCUCGGAACCUUGCGCCAUGGACAAGAUCACCGCCAUCCCAAGCAAGCGGCGGGGUGGAUGUAGGAAGGCCUGUAAUGAGUGUAAACAGCAGAAGACGCCCGCUGAUGCAUGCUCACGCUGCCGCCGGCUCCAAAUAGAAUGCAAGGUUGAGCCCACUUUCCAACGUAUCUCCAAACGCCGGCGCAAUGCGGAGAUGGAAAGAGAAAUUGCGGAUCUCCGCCGCCGGCUGGCUAGUGGGGAGCAUCCCCAGUCUGGGGAGGCCAAUGCUUCGGACGAGCUGUCACAAUGUUCGGAGGACGUAUUCUGUUCCCCCGAUGCCGCGGUUGGCAUCAAAGGACGGCCCUUGUCGGCCCCUUUGGAGCCGCAGCCUAUGGCUUCUCCACUGACCAUUCAUCGAGACGCGUCUAUUUUGUCUCAGGAUGAUAAUCCGUGGAAAUUAGAAGACAUAUCGCUAUCUCGUACCCGGGUAGCACGGUUAUUUGAACAGUUCUUCAAAUACUAUCAUCCCUUUCUUCCGCUCCUGAACCCCCAGAAGCCCCCAGAUGAGUAUAUGCGACGUUGUCCACUGCAGGCAUGGACUAUCAUCUGUGUUGCCAGUCGACGAGCACCAUCUGAGCCUGGCCUCCUCAGCGCACUCUCCGGGCCGUUCAGUCGACUGCUCUGGUCCACCAUCACCGGUGUACCACAAGACUACCGUGUGGUCAAAGCACUCUGUCUCCUGUGUACUUGGCCGUUACCAACAACUAGCCAACGGACCGAUGCCACCUUUAUGCUUAGCGGCUUGAUGAUGCAAAUUUCUAUGCAGCUAGGGUUGCACCGUCCGGUUCAGGCCGAGGAGUUUACGACUUUCCGCAUGGAAGUACAAGGGGAAGCUGUGAAGGAUCGAUUGCAGACGUGGGUUAUCUGUAAUAUCGUAGCUCAAAAUGUCGCUACCGGGUACGGCCAGCCUCCGUCAACUAUCUAUGACUGGGCCUUGGAGCCCGCUUCGCUUCGAGACGCCGAUUAUCACCCCUCGCAUGAUCUCAUGACCCGUCUCAGAAUCGAAAAGUUCUGCGACCGAGUCACCAAAGCAUUGUACAGCAGCAAGCCUGAUCCUGCAGAAUUCAUCAGCUCCGAAAAGCUAUUGAUUGUACAGCUUUUGGAGAAUGAACUGAGAGAUAUGGAAGUUGAGUUCGGCCGGGACAUUUCCAACAUCAACAUGAUCCAUUUAAGAGCCGCCGAGCUGCACUUACGAUAUUUCGUAUUCCUGGGCUCUAAUGCCCGAAGCGAUGACCUAACCAAGCUAUUCAUAGCAACCACUUCCUUCCUCGGGCGCGUUCUCGAUCUGGAGACUUCACCCGGCGAGCUUAUCGGCCACGCGCCCAAUUACAUCCUCCAAAUGAUUGUCUCAGCUGCUUUCGCGCUUAUGAAGCUCCUCAAGAGCGAUUUCCGCCGCCACAUCGACUUCGAACAUGGCAAACUUUUAUUUAACGGAGCCAUCUCCGCCAUCCGUCGGAUCAGCGUCAUGGAUCACGAUCGUCCCGUUCGGCUGGCCGAUAUCUUGGCGCAGAUGUGGAAUGCCGGCAGCCCUGAGGAUCCGGCCAGCAGCGAUGCUCUGCAGCUCAAAAUUCGGUGUCGGAUGAGCAUGAGCCAUGUUUACGAUACCGUUUGGCGGUGGCGCCAACGGUUUCGCCCGAUGAAGAGCGUGGAGGAUACGCAGGCUACCGUGGCCAAUAAUCCCAACAUGGCUGCUCUCACCGGCCCUCUUGCACGGCCGCCAGAUGACUCAUUACAGAGUACGAACCUGAUCUACACCCCAAAUUUCGAUGGUGCCUUCAUCAGCGAGGCAGGAUUUUCUGAAGUAUUCGAUUCCUUGAAUUGGGUCUUCGAUGGUAUUCCGGACUCCUUUGUGGCGCCCCCGAUCCUAUGA
Aspergillus saccharolyticus JOP 1030-1 is the source of this 2055-nucleotide messenger RNA. Its product is annotated as transcription factor domain-containing protein. Bases 1 to 2055 code for a protein of 684 amino acids. Gene Ontology annotation, cellular component: nucleus. Gene Ontology annotation, molecular function: DNA-binding transcription factor activity, RNA polymerase II-specific; zinc ion binding; transcription cis-regulatory region binding. Lineage: Eukaryota; Fungi; Ascomycota; Eurotiomycetes; Eurotiales; Aspergillaceae. The transcript is spliced from 7 exons. The record is from RefSeq and is a predicted model, not a curated record. Gene Ontology annotation, biological process: DNA-templated transcription; regulation of DNA-templated transcription.